Messenger RNA from Nicotiana attenuata, 1675 nucleotides. Its product is annotated as protein STRICTOSIDINE SYNTHASE-LIKE 3-like. Lineage: Eukaryota; Viridiplantae; Streptophyta; Magnoliopsida; Solanales; Solanaceae. The coding region runs from base 196 to 1371 and encodes 391 amino acids. Gene Ontology annotation, molecular function: strictosidine synthase activity. The transcript is spliced from 4 exons. Gene Ontology annotation, biological process: biosynthetic process. The record is from RefSeq and is a predicted model, not a curated record.
UGUACUCCAUUUCUGGGUGAGUGGCAGUAGGGGAGCAGUUACUCUGCUUAGCUACUACUGCUAAUAGCAUUUCCUUCUCAUGAAAAAACCCUUAGAAGAUUCAAGAAUCCCCGAAAGUUGUUUGGUAGCAAACUUUACACACCAUUACUCAAUAAUUCAUAGACACAAAUUUUCAGUCCAAAAUUAUAGACACAAAUGAGGCCGGCGAUAGUAUUUGCCGGAGUAUUUCUUCUGGUGGCACUGUACUGUGGGCUUGACCCAUUAAAGCAGAGUGCAAUUUCUGAAUCCAAAGACUUUAAGGCUUACAAAGUUGAAGCGCCAGCAUGGUCUGAAAUACCAGUAGAAAAGGACACCCUAAACUUGCUUCAGAAAUCAGAAAUAAAGUUUUUGAACCAAAUUCAGGGCCCGGAAAGUAUCGCAUUUGACCCGAAAGGUCGUGGACCCUACACAGGUAUAGCUGAUGGGAGAAUUGUGUUGUGGGAUGGACAGAAAUGGACUGAUUUUGCCUAUACUUCUGCUAAUAGGUCUGGCAAUUGUGACCCCAAACCAUCACCACUGCUCUAUUUAACAAAUGAGCACAUCUGUGGUAGGCCUUUGGGGUUACGGUUUGAUAAAACAACAGGUGAAUUGUAUAUUGCAGAUGCAUAUUUUGGGUUGAUGAAAGUAGGGCCUGAAGGUGGAAUAGCAGAAACAUUGACAAGUGAGGCUGAAGGAGUGCCUCUGGGAUUCGCAAAUGACCUUGACAUUGAUAAUGAAGGAAACGUCUAUUUUACAGAUAGCAGCACCAAGUAUCAAAGAAGGAACUUUAUGCUAUUGGUUUACUCAGCAGAAGAUAGUGGGAGGGUUCUGAAGUACGAUCCUAGUACUAAACAAACCACUGUUCUUCUUCGAAAUCUCCAAUUCCCAAAUGGUCUGUCACUAAGCAAGGAUGGUUCCUUCUUUGUAUUCUGCGAAGGUGCCAAGGGCAGGUUACAGAAGUACUGGCUGAAAGGCGAGAAGGCGGGGACCUCAGAAGUGAUGGCAAUCCUCCCAGGAUAUCCUGACAAUAUCCGAGCAAAUGAAAGAGGUGAAUUUUGGGUAGCAAUCCACUGUCGCCGCACCAUUUACAGCUAUAUAAAUUCCAUAUACCCGAGACUUCGUCUAUUCUUGCUGAAGCUUCCUAUCCCAGUAAAGCUCCGUGCCCUCUUGCAACUUGGAGGCCGGCUACAUGCGAUUGUUGUGAAGUAUAGCCCUGACGGUAAGCUGCUACAGAUAUUGGAAGAUGGAGAAGGGAAAGUUGUUAGAGCUGUAAGUGAGGUUGAGGAGAGAGAUGGGAAGCUUUGGAUGGGGAGUGUAUUGAUGCCUUUCAUUGCAGUUUACCAACUAGAAUGAACUAAAGAGUUACUCUUUUUUCUUUGUUUCACCAUUGAUCACUUCUCUUCUUCUUGCUCUAUCUAAGGAUUAAAAUGGAAAAAAAGCUCUAUUUUUAGUUCCUCAUGGUUGUUUGUAGCAUCUAUUAUGCGAGAAUAAUUCCCAAAAAGAGCCAUUUCUUUGAGGGUUGGGACUAUAGAUUAUCUUUCUAGUUCCUGAUAGUUUUGAUACUCUUAUUCCUGUUGGUGACAAGGAUUCUCAUGGGGAGUCCUGUUAGCCUUAAUCCUUUGAUAUGUUAAAAGAUCAAGUUUAAAAGGUUUCGACA